CAAAAUAUGAAAAACAAAAAUUGUAUUAUUAUCAAACAUAAUAGAAAUAUGAAAAUUUUUUAAAAAAAUGUUACAGUGUGAUAAUAUCAGGCCCUUUUUACACGUGGGUUUAAUAAUAAGCCUAGAUGAAAACAUAAAAAGGGUAUUAAAAGGUAAGGGCUUUGGGAGUCAAUUUGUCAAAGAAAAUUUAUAGCCUCCCAAAAGUAUUCAAAUUCUGACAUGAAGAAAAACCAAAGUCACAUAAAUAAAACAAAACAAAAAUUAAUAUCUAAUAAACAAAAACCGUGUUUGUCGUUUUUUGGACUUGGCAUGAGAACGUUGUUACAAAAGGUUUGGUUCUGUAUACAUUAACGUGUUCCUUUGUGAACCAAACUUUCUGGUCCCAUCCCAUGUAUGUUUCAUCGUCAAUGGUUUAGGAUGAGAUGGUUCCAUCCAACACUUAAAACACAUGGUCCCAUCUUUCACACUAACUAGGACUACACACAAACACUUUUUCCCUUUGAGAAGAAAAAAUAGCUACAGCCUUCGUAGCAAAGAGAGAAAAAGAUGGCUCUUCCAAGACCAAGCAGUGAAGAGAAAGCCCUUUCUCAGCUCAAAGAAGGAACAGCAUCAUCAGCAGCAGCAGCACCACCUUCAUCAUCUUCUUCAUGGAAUAGGCUUCACACUUUCUCUCCUUUGAAUCUACACAACAAGACUAGCAAAAUUGAAGACAGUGAUGAAGAUAUGUUCACAGUUCCAGAUGUCGAGACCACACCCAUUAAUGUUCAUUCUCAUCCAAACAGUAUCCUUAAACAAUCUAACGUGACAGAACCUCAGUUUCAAACUGGUUUCCCUGGAAAGCGUCGCAGGGGAAGAAACCCUGCAGAUAAGGAACAUAGACGUCUCAAGAGGUUGUUGAGAAAUAGGGUUUCUGCUCAACAAGCUCGAGAAAGAAAGAAGGUUUAUGUGAAUGAUUUGGAAGCAAGAGCCAAAGAGUUGCAAGAUAAAAAUGCUAUCUUAGAUGAACGUAUCUCUACUUUGAUAAAUGAGAACACCAUGCUUAGAAAGGUUCUUAUGAAUGCGAGGCCAAAAGUUGAUGAUAGUAAUGAACAAAAGCAAGAGCACUUAAGUAAGAGCUAACAAGGUUAAACCUUCAAACAAAUUAUUUAUAAUUUAUUCUAUAAUGUAAAUUUACAAAUUUAUGACUAUUUUCUUUCUUUUAUACUUUUAUCUAAGACCUUCUCCACCUCCACAUCAAGGUUUUUUGUUCGGCAUUCUUUGAUGUAGUGAAGUUGGAAAAAGUUCAAAAUUAAUGCUUAUUGUAUAGUAGUUUCAAUGUAUCUUAAGAAAA
Molecule: messenger RNA, 1330 nt
Organism: Vigna umbellata (rice bean)
Lineage: Eukaryota; Viridiplantae; Streptophyta; Magnoliopsida; Fabales; Fabaceae
Product: transcription factor HY5-like
Biological process (GO): positive regulation of transcription by RNA polymerase II; response to red light; response to far red light
Cellular component (GO): nucleus
Molecular function (GO): DNA-binding transcription factor activity, RNA polymerase II-specific
Source: RefSeq, a predicted model, not a curated record